AGACCAAACAUGAUCGUGGUGGCGGUAAUGCACCUAAAAGCUAUUUGCCAGCCGCCAUUAAACAUAGAAGAAGAAGAAGAGGCAGCAACAUGAUUGGCAGCCUGUUAUUUUAUGUAGCCUACCCAUUAUCCCGGUAUUUUGCACGCCGACCCUCAGAGGCCUCAGAGAAGGGUCUCCCUCCUGCUGUGGUUAAUGGCAAGGCAGUGUGGGAUGGUGGUGCUGUCCCAACCGGGAAGUUCACCCAGUCUCAGACCACCCUGCCGGACCAGUGGCUCAGCCCAAGCCGUGGACUGGGAGAACAAACACGAGAAGGGAUGAAGGAGCAGGGUCCGGGAAAGGAAGACGAUACACAGCCUGACAUGGAUAAAGAACAGCUGACGCUUGUCCUCCUGCAGGAGGACACCAAGAAUGAGCUUGUGUUAAAGAAAAAUGAGGUGAAGAGUGCAGGGAAAGAGGAGGAAGCAGAGAUGAGUGAUGGAAAGCAAGAAGAUGAAGUGGAAGCUCCCAAGCAAGAGGGCCAUGAAGUAAUUAUCCACCAUGAGGAGUUACAGAUAAAGCAAAAUGUGGAAAAUGUUGUUCUAGCUGAGAGGGUCAGUCCAGUGCAGCAGCUAUGGGAGCAUCUUCAGAACGUGCCCGCUGAAGACAGCGAACCAGAAACCACCUGGGAACCAAAGGAGGAAGACAUGCACUCAGCCACCCAGGAUGAGCCAGCAGCUGCAGCUAAAAAAGCAGCUGCAGAUACCGAAUGGUGGGAUGAAUACAUAAUUCCUGCUGAUGAAACACUUGCUGGGGAAAGCGUUCCAGUGUUGGAUCUAGCCUCCCUUCUCUCAGCCACUCAGACCCACGCUGAGGACAACCUGGAGUCUCUUCAACCUGGAUGGCACUUCCCUGUAGGCCCCAGCCCGGCAGAUGUAACCUACUGCCCACUGUGGCAGUUCCCUGCCCUGAGCUACUACCCUCCAUUACAGCAGGCAGUGCCCUUGGAAGUCAUGUGGAGAAUAUGGGAGGAAGUAGGGGAGAGCUCCGCCUCAGCAGAGCCAGCCUAUACCUGCUUCCAAGACAGAUCAGCCUUAUUCGACUUCACCGUCAUGUCCUACAACAUCCUCGCCCAGGACUUACUGGAGACCCACCAGGAGCUUUACUCACACUGCCCCCUGGAGGUGCUGCAGUGGACCUACCGCUGCCACCUACUUUUGGAGGAAAUCCUGAAAUGGGCACCGGAUAUUCUGUGUCUCCAAGAGGUGCAAGAGAACCACUACCAGGAACACCUGCAGCCGGCCCUCGCUCAGAUGGGCUACACCUGUGUGUACAAGCGGCGAACAGGGACCAAGACAGACGGCUGUGCUACUUGCUACCGUGGCGACCGCUUCUCCGAGCUCUCGGUGAGCCUGCUGGAGUUGUUCAGGCCUGAGACGACGCUGCUGGACCGGCACAACGUGGGGGUCGUCCUGCUGCUUCAGCCAGUUGUCACCCAGGGGUCAGAGGUCAAGACCAAGGGCCUGCCCCUGUGCGUCGCCAACACCCACCUUCUCUUCAACCCCCGGAGAGGAGACGUGAAGCUGGCUCAGUUAGCCGUCGUGCUGGCAGAGAUCGACCGUGUGGUCAAGUCCUGUAAGGCCAGAGGGGACGGCUGCAACGUCAUCCUGUGUGGGGACUUGAACUCCGUUCCAAACAUGCCUCUGUACCAGCUGAUCACCACCGGCCAGCUCUUCUACCACGGGUUACCAGCCUGGAUGGUAUCGGGUCAGGAGGACCUGUCACACAAAGCCUUCCACAGACUGUUCCCUCCGCUGUGGCCGAGCUCUCUGGGAGUCACAGACAACUGUCAGUACACCACCGACAGAGAGACGUCUGAGAACCGGACACAGGACUCAGGGAAACUCCAGUACAGCCAUGACUUCCUGCUGCAGCUGCGCUUCUGUCCAGCUGCAUGUGUCCGUCCCGUGGACUUGGAGCAGAUCCCCGGUGUGACUGACAACACACCAGAUGCAUCCACGGAAAAUCAGUCAUAUGUACAAAGGUUCAGAUCCACGAUCUGUCAUGAGCUGAGCCUGCAGUCGGCCUACACACACACCCUGCCAGCCUCUGGCCUGGCUGAAGUCACGACCCUGCACUCUGAAGUGGCAGCCACAGUCGACUACAUCUUCUACUCCCCCGAUCAAAAAGUUUUGUGUUUUUCAGCGGGAGGCCACACGGUGAGUGGAGGCCUGAAGCUGAUUGGUCGUCUGUCCCUCCUAUCAGAGGAGGACCUUUGGUCAAUGACGGGCCUGCCCAAUCACAUCUUCCCCUCUGACCAUGUCAGUCUUCUGGCCAAGUUCCAGCUGGACCUGAGUGCUGCAUGAUGGGAGGUGGGCUGUCCAGUGUGCAUCCUGCUUGUGUUCAAGUACUGCUAGCCUUACCCUGUAAUUAGUAUUUUUUUAAUUGCUUUUUUUUUUUAGUUUUUUUUUUUUUAGUGUUUACACUGUUACUUGGUCUUGGAGUUCCAAGACGUAACAAAUGGAAAAUCCCAAUUUUCAAUCUUAAUAGGAGGCCAUCUAAAUAUUUUUGUUCAAAAGUUUAAAAAAAAUGCCAAUAUUCAAGCCUGUUCUUGAUGUUUUUAAUUAGAUAAAUCCUCCUGAGAUAUGACUUUGAAUUAUGAAGGUAGGAAUGAAGGUAACAAUUGCAUACAUCGUAUUGACAUGAUAACGAACUUAACUUUUUUUUCUGUCUUUGCUGUUGACAGCAGUGAUGACAAUGUAAUAUUUAGAUAGAUGUACCUGGCACUCCAAACAAGUAAAAAACAAACAAACAAACAAACAAAAAAAACGGUCAUUGUUAUUGACUAAAUAAAGACCCAAGAUGUUUUGACUUUACUUUUAAUUUAUUUUUGUUUUGAGAAUUUCCCUGCCUAUGGAAGUUAUAUUUUUUCAGACGGUGGAAAAAUUGAAUAAAUGUUUUCCAGGUGA
This is a messenger RNA of Myripristis murdjan (pinecone soldierfish), 2945 nucleotides long. RefSeq names its product angel homolog 1 (Drosophila) (gene angel1). NCBI's taxonomy places the organism in Eukaryota, Metazoa, Chordata, Actinopteri, Holocentriformes, Holocentridae. Bases 90 to 2342 code for a protein of 750 amino acids. The record is from RefSeq and is a predicted model, not a curated record. Gene Ontology annotation, molecular function: 3'-5'-RNA exonuclease activity. The transcript has 10 exons.